GGUCGUCGGGUUGUGUUUUCCGUUGUGAACGCUACACCUGCGUGGUAGUGUUCGAGUUACAGCCCUAUACAAACUUAAAAUCCCUAGAAAUGGUCGAUAUUGAGUUAAAUGAAACCAGUGACAAUAAGGUGACUGCAGUUACCAAUGGCGACUUGUCAAAAGGAGAUUCUUUGAGCAAGUCGGAAGAUGUUCAAGAUGAAACGCCUUACACAGUUAAGAUAAUUCCAACCCAUUCAGAUCCUUUCGAGUUACAAGUAAUAAGUACUAAUAAAAUUUCACUAUUGUUAAGGUGAGCUCUUUUGAGCUCGUUCAAGAAAUUCAUCGUGUGUUAAUGGAUCGAGAAGAAACAUGCAGUUGCACUUGCUUUUCUUUGGUUCUAAACGGUCAGACACUAGAUAUGUUUGCAGAGUUAAAGUCAGUCGAUGGUUUGGCUGAUGGCGUCGAACUGAAAGUUGUGGAAGGUAGUCGAUGAUUGUGUUUACUAAGCUCCUAUUUCAGAGCGCUAUAGUGUUCGUGAAGCCAAAAAUCAUGUUCGACAUAUCCAUGAUCUCCUUCAUUCAGUCGAGCCUAACGAUGCAUACGCAGGUAGAGAACAGAUGUCCCUAUCAUUUGUCAAUUCAGUAGCGGGAGAGCUAGAACGCAAACAUUUCCCUACUCGGUUAGAUAUGCGCAUUGAUUUCAUACCACCUGAAUAUGUUAUGCCCGGUUUUGGUGCAAACACCAACCUCCCAUUAUUGCCUUUACAUCCUUUGGAUCGUGAUGGAAAGCCAGUUAAGUGCGUUCGCCAACUUAAUUAUAGUAAUUGGAACCCCCCACCACCUGCAAGACGACUCUUAGGAGAUCUGAUUUAUUUAUUUUUUCAUACGUUAGAGGACAAAAAGUACCAUAUAACUGCUUGUCCCAGAGGAUUUUAUGUAAAUAUGUCCACGGAUGAUCAGUUUAAUCCCCACCCCAUACAACAUGCUUAUGUGGCACAUUCUCUGAUCGAUCUCCUGCGUCAACUUAGCCCAGGAUUCAAGCGCAAUUUUGAGUCCCUUUUAAAAAAUCGAGCUGCUAAACAUCCAUUUGAACGUGUUCCGACUCCGUAUCAAGUUCAUUCCUGGUUAGCGCCACUAGUUGAACAUUCCCCAGAUUCUGUAAGAAAAGAAGAAGCGUUUUCUUCUCGCAUGGCGUGCGAAGAAAAUUUGCCCGGUCAAACUAGGGACUGGAACGAAGAGCUACAAGUUACGCGUGAACUUCCACAGACACGUCUUACAGAGCGGCUACUUAGAGAUCGUGCUAUUUUCAAAUCAAACAGUGAUUUUGUUGCUGCAGCAACUCGUGCUGCUGUUAGCGUAGUAAAUGGAGAUAUUAUGGCUAUUAACCCAGGAGAAACACGUAAACAACAAAUGUUUAUAUGGAAUAAUAUGUUUUUCUCACUUGGAUUUGAUGUUAAAGAUCAUUACAAACAUUUCGGCGGUGAAUAUGCCGCAUAUGCUGCCACAUCUAGUGAUUUGUGUGGAGUACGUGCAUAUUCGAUGCUAGAUCAACCUGGACUGUAUACUCUUGGGACAGCUAUUAUUGAUUACCGUGGUUUUCGCGUUACCGCUCAAACAAUCAUACCAGGUAUUUUGGAGAAAGAACAAGAACAGUUAGUUGUUUAUGGUUCAAUUGAUUUUGGUAAGACAGUGCUCACCGAUAAACGUUAUGAAGAGUUAUUGUCUAAAACGGCUAAACAAUUGAAAAUCAAGCCACACAAGGUUGUCAAUCAGUCAGGUGAUGCAAUACAGUUAUAUUCAUCUGUGGAUUGUAAAGGAAUUGUUGGAAAUGAUAAUCGAACUUAUAUUCUGGAUUUACUACGUACUUUCCCACCAGAUCUAAACUACUUAGAUAAUGGUAGUGAUAUACGACCUCAAUUGUCUCCUGAAUUGGUGAAAUUAGGUUAUCCUUAUCAACACCGACAUAUGUUGGCGACUUUAAGACAAGAGUUGAUCGAGGCAUUUUUUGACCAUCGUUAUGAAAAGUUUCUACGUCUGGCUGCUCUAGAGAUUCAGAAGGGUAAAUCUUCCUUAAAAGGUGAAUGUGAUGAUCAGGAUGCUGCUAGUGUGCAAAAUGGACAAGCUAACUGUUCAAACACUAAUGAUGAUCCCUUAUCUCCCAAAGAUAGUCUAAUUACAACCAAACACCAAAUAGACCACCAUGAUGUUACUGGACACUCCAGUAAUGCUUUAAACUCAGGGAUUGGGACAAUAAAGUCUCCAAGCAAGAAUCAGUCAGAUGAUUUAAGCCUGAUGAAAAGAUUACUAGAAGAUGAUCAAGACACACAAAAAAAUGACGUAAUUCGAGAAGCUAUCCGCAAAGCAGCAGCAGCUGUCGGUUCUCUGAGUACAGAUCGUUUUGAGCUUACAUUCAAUCCUGAUAUUUAUCAGAAAUUUGUCAAAUUUUGUGAUUCAGAAGAACAAUCACUAACAGUUGAUCAAGAACUAGUAUGCAGUGCUUGCGAAUUUCUGGUUUUAAAACAAAUUCCAGCAUUUGUUAGAGACGCGUUAAAUUUGUGCAUCACUCCUCAAGAUGGUAGAGCUCUGAUAGAGUUAAUGCAUCAGCGUGGCAUUAAUGUGCGUUAUUUGAAUCGUGUAAUCGAAUCAGUCAGCAUUCACCAGUCGUUAGGUUAUCUCAAAAAAAUGGCUAUUUGCGAAGUUUUGUUACGGUCUGCAAAACAUUUAUUUAAAACAUAUCUUCAAGAUGUUGAUCCUAUGCUUCUUUCUGUUGGGGUUGCUCAUUUUCUCAACUGUUUUCUAACAGCAUGUCCUAAUCUUACACCGUUACUUGGGAUUGAUGAGCAAGUCCUCAAACUGAAUCGUAAUAAAAAGAAUAAGAAGAAAUUGAAAAAUCUUCGUGAAUCACCAGAAGAAAUGGCAUGGCUUAAUGAAACACAUUCCAGUUUAUGGUCUGAAAUAAUUAAAGAAGCUAAGGAAUAUUAUCAUUAUCAAAUAACUGCGUUAGACAUUGAUGAAUUCUGUAAGAUUUAUGAAGUUCAACGUAUUCAGCUUCUUAGAACAUUUUGUACAUCUGUUGGUAUUCAGCUACUUUUACGCGAGUAUAAUCUCAAUCUACCGAAUGGUGCUAAACAUCAUCAAAAACCGGUAUUUAAUACUGAAGAUAUAAUAUCUCUUUAUCCAAUAGUGAAACAUUUACAUCCUCAUGCAACUGAUGCUUAUCACUAUUUUACAACUGGUCAAGCUCGAAUUUCUGCUGGUCAUCUUCAAGAAGGAUUUGAGUUAAUUAAUGAAGCUUUAAGUCUUCUGAAUGGUGUAUAUGGUCCUCUUCAUCCUGAUAUUGGUGCUUGUAAUCGUCUUUUAGCUCGUUUAUCUUAUGUCAUGGGUGAACAUGAAGCUGCAUUAUUAUUUCAGCAUCGUGCUACAAUGAUUAGUGAACGUGUACACGGAAUUGAUAAUCCGAAUACAGCUACUGAAUAUAUACAUUUCUCACUUUAUGUAUUCGCUUGUGGACAUAUAUCUACUGCUUUACAAUUACUUUAUCGAGCUCGUUACAUAGCACUCUUAUGCCAUGGUGAAUGUCAUCCUGAAAUAACACAAAUAGACACUAAUAUCGGUUUAAUGUUACAGUUGGUUGGUGAAUUAGAUUUGGCUUUAAUCUUUUUCGAGAAUGCAUUAUCUUUAAUUAAAUUAUUUUAUGGUGAACGAAAUUUGAAAGAAGCUUUCACUUGUCAUUUAAUCAGUCUUACGUAUACCUAUCGCGGCGAUUUUCGUACUGCUCUUGAUUAUGAAAAACGUCGUUUUCUAAUAUACAAAGAACGUUUAGGUCCAGAUAGCGAUUAUACUAAAGAUAGUGAUGAAUGUUUGCGACAACUUACCCAACAAGCUGUGACAAUUGCACGUAAAGUAGCUGAACUCACAGCAACUGCCUCCACAACAAAGCCAAUUGGAAGUGGUGAUUCUUCUUCGUCCACUGGUCAUUUGAAUUCACAUUCAACUAACAAUCAUCUUUCUAUCAGUGAAUCACUUGUUGCUAAGGCAGUUUUAUCAAAUGCAUUCUGUGGUGGUGUUAAUGGGAAUGUCAACGCUACUGGGGGUAGUGGUGGUUCAUUAACUUUGCCUAUGCCAACUGUUUCUUCAAUUUUAGAAACUCUCAAUCGUGUAAAUGGAAUAUUAGUUAUACAAAUAAGGUAAGCAUAAGAAAAUUAUUUUAGUUAUCGUUACAAUUGGAAUUAGUGUAGGUUUGUAUAGGUACUAUGUUAGAGGGAUUAAGAUAUUACCUAGGACUGGCCAACGGAGUGAAGGUCAGCAACAUAACAACAGGACAAGCUAAGCUAUUCGACUGCACCUCAGCCUUGCUAAUUAAAGGAAGACCAUGUUCAACUGGGAAAAUAUGUAAUUCCACAAGCAACCCGGAAGAAAGAACAGCAGGCACACAGCUCAUGUGUAUAUAUACAGUACAAAAAAUGUCCGUAGAAAGCGUCACAAAAUAGCGUACUAUAAAAGGAAACGAACCAGUUGCAUUUAAAGUCCUCCCAGGUGAGAAACAAAAUUGAAUGUAAGAAUAGGCUCUUUCGGUGUGAAAUUAAAAUAUUCGAAUCUAGCAUUCCCAACAAUGUGUUUUUGGUCAGAAAAUGCGCUGAAUUCAUAUCAAUUUGUAUUAUAAAUUUUAUUUCAUUCAUUAAUAGUUGUUAAUAUGCAUGACGCCUUGAUUUUAUCAUCAUAUAAUAGAGUGAUUGUUUCUUUUGAAAAAUAACUAUCACACGCAGUUAAUAAACAAGACAGUCCGUUCUGUCUUACUUUACGGCAGCGAAACAUGGCCUUUAAGAGUGGAAGACACCCGUAAGCUACUAGUAUUUGACCACAGAUGCCUUAGAAAUAUUGCUGGCAUCUGCUGGGAUCACCAGGUAAGUAAUAGUGAGGUUAGACGCAGGGUAUUAGGUAAUGAUGGUAAAUCAGUUGAUGUGGUUAUGAAUCUUCAUCGACUGAGAUGGUUGGGCCACGUAUUACGUAUGCCUGAACACCGAUUACCACGACGUGCAAUGCUAACCGGUGUAGGGGAUGGUUGGAAGAAAGUUAGGGGCGGCCAAACCAAAACGUGGCAUCAGUGCCUGAAGUCACUAACUUCUAGUCUGAGCCAUGUUGGUAGAUGCAGACUACUUGCUUGGGGUCCGCGUGACCAUCGUAACCAAUGGUUGGAGACCCUUGGUGACAUGGCUCAGAAUCGAUCACAAUGGCGUCGGUGUAUACACUCCCUGUCUUCCCUUAAACUAAGAGAGUAAAAUCACUUCAUAUCUUUCUUUCUACGAACUAAUUCUUUCUUCCUAUACUAUAUCCUUAUUGCAACCUUUGACCUAACCACUCCUAUGAAUCCGGUGUUCAUCUUGCUGUGCUAAUGAGGUAUGGCAACCUGGACCGAUGCACAUAUGUGCCUGGUCCUACGUUGUAGCUGACUGACUGACUGACUGACGCAGUUAAUAUUAAUUGAAUUUGAAUUUGAUUGAAUUAUCCCAUUGUUAAUAUUUCGACUGAAAUUUGAUCUGUUUUGGUUUUCGAUAUGUGCAUCUUGUACAGUCUAACUUCAUUAGCUAUUAUGACAGAAGUUAAUAUGGAAUAAAUAGACUCAGUAGCUGAAUGGAUAAGACGUCAUUGAAAGGGAGCGUACUGCGUUUGAGUCGUGGAGUGAACGUCAACUCAAGGAUGCAGGGACAUCCAUUUGACAAGUCCCAAAUAGGACGAAAUUUGCGUCCUGGCUUCCAUUACUAGCCACAUGUCAUCUAUUCGGCAUUAACAUACUUAAUAUUAUCCUUUUGUAUUUCGUUUAAUACUUUUGACGUACUGCUGAUUAUUGUUUCACUCUAAAGUGAAGUGGUUUACAGUCCAAAAGUAAUAGAUACCAAUGGCUCGUUAAGAUUUACAGGUACUCAUUAUUUCAAAUUAUAUUUAAUUAUUUUUCUUAUCAGCCUCGAAUUAGUUUCAAAACUCAUUAAUUUGAUCCAUGGUUCAUAUUUCACUGCUAUAAUUUUGUCAUUGUUCCACUUUGUAUUUAAUUUCAGUCACGAUCACUUUACUGUUUGUGUGAUGUCUGCCUAACUACUGCUAUCCUCAUUGGUCAGCGACAUUAGCUGGUAUAAGAAUAAGUUUGAAGAAAUUUAGGGACAGUCGAAUUGAAACAUUACCUAAGGGUUGAGAUGGCUCAAAAUUUGUCGCAGUGGCUCAGAUGCAUUGUUUUUUCUUCUCUCUUCAGAUAUCGAAUUCCAGCAUUCAUAGGAGUAAUGCAUAUUUGUCUUAGACGUGAUUGAUUUUAACUGUUGGUUUUUAAAUAUUUCAUUGUAUUAAAUCUGUGUUUUUCUCUUCCCCAUACGCUUCAGAGGAAAAGAUGACAAUCAACAUGGUCACAAAGAAGAUAAAAAUCUGUCAAGUAAUAAAUCUGAUCUUACAGAAUCCCAUGUUGUUAUAUGUGAUAAAAUUCGGCAGUCCAAAAAUGAUAUCCAUCUGUUGACAUCAUCUAAUGAUAAUAAAUCGUCGAAAUCUUUUCCCACCUCAUUAAAUAAUAGUGAUGUGAACAAACCUGUAAUUCCAGUAUUGUAGAGUAGCGUUGAUGUUUUGAAUUGAUUUAACUCACUAAUAAUGAUUAUCAAUUAAUUAUUAUUAUUUUAAGAAUGAAAUAUAAAAACAAAUUAAGAACAGAAUAUCUCCAAUUGUUAUGGAAAUUAGCCGUAUACAAUAUCCCUUUAAUCAUCUCAAUUAUAUUUCUAUAAUUGUUUUAGGAUGAAUGGAUACAAAUAAGAAUUCAAUUCAAAACGUUCCUUGUUUUUCGUUUUGCAUACAUAUAUAAUUUUAGUUCAAUAAAUACCAAAAUUACUACAAUAUAAUUAAACCCUUGUUGUAUACUAACUAUUAGUCUUCCUAUUUUCUUUUUUUUUCCUAUAUACAUAUACAUUGUGUUUAUAAUUUAUGUAUCAUAGUUUAGAUGAACAUUCUUAGUUACAUAAUACUGUCUUUUGUAUACGUUGACUGAAAAAAGAAGUUUUGUACACAUUACACUUGUAUUAUUACUGUUUUGUCUUAAUGCAUAUUUACAUAUAUAAAUGUACGUAGAUUAAAUUUCAUAGUUUUGGUGUAUGUGUGUGCAAAAACUUAUUUCAAUAAAAUCACAUUAGUUUGUAGAUUAGUUAAGUAAUUCUGCCCAUUUUUGCAUUUUAAAAGAAUAUUCAGUUUUACAUCUUUUGUUUCUUAAAUAAAAUACAUAAUCCAGGAUAU
Messenger RNA from Schistosoma curassoni, 7238 nucleotides. The record is from the annotation of a GenBank genome assembly. NCBI's taxonomy places the organism in Eukaryota, Metazoa, Platyhelminthes, Trematoda, Strigeidida, Schistosomatidae.